AUGACCGGCAUAUCCUUGUUGAUUUUCAUCAGCGGUAUCUCAAUAGGCCCCACGAGGCAGGCCAAGGGCUUCAGCGAGCUGGCUUUCGCGCGUUUCACCACUGUGGAUGCACAAGAUCGUCUGAUGUUCCCUCAACCGCUCUUCGAUGCUGCUUCAACCUUUAUGACGUCGCAAAUGCCCUGCUCUAUCCGUUCCUAUACGGCACUGGCCGACGGUCGGCCCAAAGUGCUUGGCUAUGCUCAUGACAUCAACGUCUACGGCUACUUUCCGCAAGAGGGCCACUAG
Molecule: messenger RNA, 285 nt
Organism: Colletotrichum orchidophilum
Lineage: Eukaryota; Fungi; Ascomycota; Sordariomycetes; Glomerellales; Glomerellaceae
Exons: 1
Coding region: 1-285 (94 amino acids)
Source: RefSeq, a predicted model, not a curated record